This is a messenger RNA of Nymphaea colorata (pocket water lily), 660 nucleotides long. RefSeq lists its product as uncharacterized. The record is from RefSeq and is a predicted model, not a curated record. The transcript has 2 exons. Lineage: Eukaryota; Viridiplantae; Streptophyta; Magnoliopsida; Nymphaeales; Nymphaeaceae. Bases 1 to 660 code for a protein of 219 amino acids.
AUGAAGUUCACCUGGACCAAUAACCGCGUAGGCCAUGACAAUGUCAUGUCCAAGAUUAACAGAUGCUAUGUCUCCAAGGAAUGGGUGGAUGAUCCAGACAUCUCGCUGUACCUGGAGGUGCUCCCAAGAACCAUCUCUGACCAUAAUCCUAUUUUGCUUUAUAUUUCUAAGCUCAUGUUUAGAACUUGGGGUCAUUCCCCAUUUCGGCAUUUUCAGUAUUGGCAGGACAUAAUAGAUUACGGUGACCAAGUUCUUUCAGCUUGGACGGUGGAUACAAGGGGUUGCGCUGUGAUUAAACUCAUCCUCAAAUUGGAGGCUAUCCGAAAGUGUGGUGUAAAGGGGAUUGCUACUGGGAGGAGGAGGCAGAAUAAAAUCAAAACCAUAUCCCAUGAGGGUCAGCUCUUAACUGAAACUCUAGAGAUUUUUACAGCUUGCACAGACUACUUUGCCAGCCUUCUAGGGACUACUGAACGCUCAGGGUGCUUACCUCAUACACUCGCUUGGGGUCUGACUGUGUUGCCAAAGGAGAAUGCCGAUCUUUUGAAACCUAUUAGAGAAUCUGAAAUCGCCUGGGCAGUCAUGGAGGCGGAUAGGGACUCCGCACCUGGUCCAGAUGAGUUUGGCAAUAGCUUCUUUCAAAGCAAUUGGCUCAUUGUGUAG